This is a messenger RNA of Staurois parvus, 3564 nucleotides long. Lineage: Eukaryota; Metazoa; Chordata; Amphibia; Anura; Ranidae. The record is from the annotation of a GenBank genome assembly.
AGAAUCCAGUCACUGGACUGCUCCCUGCCAGUAAGGAACAGAAAGAUGCAUGGGUUCGAGACAACGUGUACAGCAUCCUGGCUGUGUGGGGCCUGGGGAUGGCGUAUAGGAAGAACGCUGACCGGGAUGAGGAUAAAGCCAAAGCCUAUGAACUAGAACAGAGUGUAGUGAAGUUGAUGCGUGGGGUUUUGCACUGCAUGCUCAGACAGGUUGAUAAAGUUGAAAAGUUUAAGCACACUCAGAGUACGAAAGAUUGUCUUCAUGCCAAGUAUAACACCGCUACGUGUAGUACUGUUGUUGGAGAUGACCAAUGGGGACAUCUACAAGUUGAUGCUACCUCACUCUUCCUGCUUUGCCUAGCACAAAUGACGGCUGCAGGUCUUCGUAUUGUGUUUACACUGGAUGAAGUGGCCUUUAUACAGAAUCUUGUAUUUUACAUAGAAGCUGCUUAUAAAGUUGCUGAUUAUGGAAUGUGGGAGAGAGGAGACAAAACAAAUCAAGGAUUUCCUGAGCUCAAUGCUAGCUCUGUGGGAGUGGCCAAAGCUGCUCUUGAAGCUAUUGAUGAACUUGAUCUGUUUGGUGCUCAUGGAGGUCCUAAGUCAGUGAUCCAUGUCCUACCGGAUGAUGUAGAACAUUGUCAGUCUAUUCUGUACUCUAUGUUACCACGAGCAUCCACCUCCAAGGAGAUCGAUGCCGGUCUGCUGUCUAUUAUUUCAUACCCAGCAUUUGCAGUGGAAGAUAUAAACCUGGUGAAUGCGACCAAAAAUGAAAUCCUCACAAAGCUGCAAGGAAGAUAUGGCUGCUGCCGAUUUCUGCGUGACGGAUAUAAAAACGCCAAAAGAGGACCCAACCAGAUUACAUUACGACUCCACAGAACUGAAGCUGUUUGAGAACAUUGAGUGUGAGUGGCCUGUGUUCUGGACAUACUUAGUCAUUGACGGAGUUUUUAAUGGAGACCAUGUUCAGGUGCAGGAAUACAGAGAGGCCCUAGAAGGGGUAAUAAUUCGAGGUAAACAUGGAAUUCACCUGGUGCCUGAACUAUAUGCAGUCCCAUAUGACAAGAUAGACGAGGAGUAUCACAACCCCCAUACAGUUGAUCGCAUUCCCUUGGGAAAGACACCACAUUUAUGGGGACAGUCUCUGUAUAUUCUUGGAUCUCUUCUUGCUGAGGGAUUUUUAGCUCCUGGGGAAAUUGAUCCUCUAAAUAGAAGAUUCUCAACUUCUUUUAAGCCUGAUGUUGUAGUGCAAGUUUCCGUUCUGGCCGAAUCCAGUGAAAUUAAGAAAAUGCUAAAGAAACACGACAUUAAUGUUGAAAGUUUCAAUGAUAUCCGACCAUUCCGAGUGCAGCCUGCAAGAAUUCUGAGUCAUCUUUAUGCCAAAUUGGGCAUUAAUAAGGCCAUGAAACUGAGUGGACGUCCUUACCGCCACAUUGGAGUCCUGGGAACAUCUAAACUGUACACAAUUAGGAAUCAGAUCUUCACUUUCACUCCUCAGUUUACAGACCAGCACCACUUCUACUUGGCUCUGGACAGCAAAAUGGUUGUUGAGAUGCUCCGAACUGAAUUGGCUUACCUGACCUCCUGCUGGAGAAUGACUGGAAGACCGACCCUCACGUUUCCCGUUACCCACUUCAUGCUCAAUGAGGAUGGCUCUGACAUAGACCCUGCUAUUCUUUCAACUAUUAGAAAACUUGAUGAUGGAUAUUUUGGAGGAGCAAGGGUUAAACAGGGGAAAUUGGCCGAUUUUCUUACCACCUCCUUCUUCACUCACCUGAGUUUCCUGGAUGUUGACUGUGAUGAAAAGCUUUUAGAUGGAGAUAGCGAAGGAUAUUAUAGCCCAGACAAUGACUAUGAAUAUGAAUUGGCUGGAUUUCAAGCAGAGCAAACAGAAAAUGAUGAAAUACAAGAUGAACUGGACCAGUACAUAAAUCACUUACAGCAAAGUGUGGCCUCUACCACUCAUUUGCCCCCCAUAGUGGCUAAUUCAUCAAAGCACUAUGCCUUCAGUGCCCUGCACUCCACCCGGGAUAUUCUCUCCAUCAUGGCCAAAUCUAAAGGCCUUGAAGUUCCAAAUUCUUCUUUGUUCCUGCCUGCUAAAAAUCUGAGUGGUCACAGACGCUCUCUGAAUCUUUUAGAAGUUCCGCAAAUGCACAAACCUCAGAAUAAAGAACCAGAGCUAAACUUACCCAGGGACUCACGUGGUAAUGUUGAUUGUCAGAAACUGGUGGAACAACUGAAAGAAUGCCCUACCCUUCAGGACCAGGCAGAUAUACUGUACAUACUCUACGUCAUAAAAGGACUAGAGUGGGAUACCAAUCUGAAUGAACAAUCUGGAGUCACCGUGCACUGCCUGCUGAGUGAACUAUACAGCAAAGCCGGACUUAACCGAGAGUGGGGUCUAAUCCGCUACAUCUCUGGGCUGCUGAAAAAGAGAGUGGAAGUGCUUGCUGAGGCAUGCACUGAUAUCCUGUCACACCAAAAGCAGCUAACAGUGGGGCUUCCCCCUGAACCUCGUGAAAAGACCAUUACAGCGCCUUUACCUCCAGAAGAGCUGGCUGCCUUGGUCUAUGAAGCUAGUGGUCAGGAUAUCAGUAUUGCUGUACUCACACAGGAGAUCAUGCUGUAUCUGGCCAUGUAUGUUCGCUCCCAGCCCAGUCUUUUUGGAGAAAUGCUCAGGCUUCGGAUUGGUCUAAUCAUCCAGGUGAUGGCCACGGAACUUGCCCGCAGCUUAAAUUGUUCAGGUGAAGAAGCCUCAGAAAGUCUGAUGAGUCUUAGUCCUUUUGAUAUGAAGAAUCUUCUUCAUCACAUCUUGAGCGGAAAGGAGUUUGGUGUGGAACGGAGCAUGCGUCCAAUUGAUUCAAGUGCAACCAGCCCGGCUAUUUCAAUCCAUGAAAUGGGACACACAGGAGCCACCAAGACUGAAAGAUCUGGGAUUACUAGGCUACGGAGUGAAAUGAAACAAAGAUGCAGCAGUCCUUCAUCUCCCACUGGAACUUUGUCUCCAACAGCAUCUUGUGGACCUCAGCUUAUAUGGGAUGAUCAUCAAGGCCAGUGGCUAAGAAGGAGAAGACUUGAUGGAGCCAUCAACAGGGUACCAAUGGGCUUUUACCAGAAAGUGUGGAGCCUCCUUCAGAAGUGUCAUGGAUUGUCAAUUGAUGGAUAUGUUCUUCCAUCCUCAAGCACAAGAGAGAUGACUGCUUGUGAAAUAAAGUUUGCUGUCCAUGUGGAGUCUGUCCUCAAUCAUGUUCCACAGCCUGAGUACAGGCAGCUGCUAGUAGAGGCCAUACACGUUCUCACUCUAGUGUCAGACAUGGAAGUGAAUAACAUUGGAGGCAUCAUCCAUGUGGAUCGUAUUGUGCACAUGGCCAGUGAUCUGUUCCUUCAGGACCAGAAAGCUCUUGGAGCUGGAGAUUUUUACCUCGACCAAGAUCCAGCCACAGGGAUCUGCAACUUUUUCUAUGACAGUGCUCCCAGUGGGGCAUUUGGUACAAUGACUUACUUGACCAAAGCUGUGGCCAGUUACCUGCAGGACUUUUUACCCAGUACAAGUUGUAUGAUGCAAUGA